UUUUGCAAAUUCAAAUUAUGCGUAUUAACUUGCUUAAAGAGUACGUAUGUACUUGUGUAAUGCAUCACUAAACAUCGAAUACUUUUAAAGCAAUGCCGUGACGUUAAUAAUUUCAAGGGUGACUGGCACAGGAAGAAGAAUCAGGCAAGAACUUCGUGCAGGAAUGUAAAAGAUAGCGCUAUGAACGGCAGUAUAGAUAACUAAAAUUACACCGUGUCUACAUAGAACAACGUCUACAUUUGUCUACUUGCAGGAAAGAGUCUUAUGAACGAAGAUUCGGUUAUUUGCGCUGAACGAGUAUUUUCGAGAAUCGAGAAUUAUUGGCGAACUUGUUCCACGGUCCUGGUUGGUAUUUCGCAAAAUGGAGAACGACGUGAAAGUUAUUGUGAAAUGGGGCGGGAAAGAGUAUGAAAUUUGUGAUUUGACUGAGACUGAUACAGUUUCUACCCUGAAAAAUGCAAUACAUAAAGAAACUGGCGUGCUACCAGAAAGGCAAAAAUUACUGAACUUGAAGUUAAAAGGAAAGACACCAGAAGAUGAUUGUCAGCUAUCAACUUUGAAACUAAAACCUGGUUUCAAGGUAAUGAUGAUGGGUUCCCUAGAAAAAGAUAUAGAGGAUGCAUUAGCCCCACCAGAAAAUAUGCCUGAAGUUAUCAAUGAUCUAGAUUUUGAAGAAGAGGAAGAAGUUUCUGUUGAAAAUAAAGAAGUGCAUUUAGCCAAGAUUGAAAAACGAGUUCGUGAAUAUCAUAUCAAUAUAUUCAAUGAACCAAGACCAGGAAAAAAAUUACUAGUUUUGGAUAUAGAUUACACGUUGUUUGACCAUCGAUCUGUUGCUGAAACUGGCUAUGAACUCAUGAGACCAUAUCUUCAUGAGUUUUUGACAUCUGCUUAUCAGAAUUAUGACAUUGUUAUAUGGUCUGCUACCAGCAUGAAAUGGAUUGAGGAAAAAAUGAAACUGUUAGGUGUGUCACAGCAUCCUGCUUACAAAAUUAUGUUUUAUUUGGAUAGUGUAGCUAUGAUAACAGUUCAAACUCCAAAAUAUGGACUAGUCCAGGUUAAACCUCUUGGAGUAAUAUGGGGCAAGUUUGAUCAGUAUUCACCUCGAAACACCAUCAUGUUUGAUGAUAUUCGACGGAACUUCUUAAUGAAUCCAGCAAAUGGAUUGAAAAUUCGCCCAUUUAAACAUGCACAUCUGAAUCGAGAUAAAGACAACGAAUUGCUGAGGUUAGCCAAGUAUCUUCAACUUAUUGCUGGUGAAGAGGACCUGAGCAGCCUCGAUCACAGAAACUGGGAAAAGUAUCGCCCGAAGCACAAGAGGAAAGAGAGGUCGCAGAGUCGUGGAUCCGGCGAUCCUCCAGAUGGGACGGCGAGUUAGUGCUACCUUUCGGUGACAUGACUGAAGUUGGAAGGAUUUCUCCCAAGUGUACUUUUGAGAUUCAUCUCUGUUCUGCAUAGGUCAAGUGUUCUUGUGCUUUUCGUAAGGUUUUAAUAUUUGUAACAUCGAUCUGUAUUUGUGAUUGGUGAGUUGAUGCAUGUUGAUAUUCAAGAAGUCUGUUAUUGUACUUGCUGAAACACAAUAUUUAGUUUAGAAAUGGUGGAAAACUCUUGAUUGUAUCAUGUGAACAACGUACAAACUUGAAUGAAAGCAAUGACAUUAUUUUUCAGAGUAGUUUUGAGCAAAAAAAAGUAAUUGUGCAUUUUCUGGAGAAUGUGAGUUAAUUGUUUCCUUGAUGUGUGGGUCCAUAAUUGCCAGAUGCAAAAAGUUGCCCUGCAAGCCUUUGUAGUGUACAUUUCAUCACAACAAAAUGUGCAGUUAGCAAUCGUUAAUUUAUUUGCAGUUAUGAUGCAUAUCAGAGGCUCUGGGAAGACAAUUAGGGUUUUCUUAGCUAAUAUUUUUAGAGAGUGAGAGCAUCAGCAGAACAAAAUGAACUUUAUCUCCUUAAAUGCAUAUUAUGUAUAAUAUUUAAAUAAGAAAAAAUAAGACUUUAGAAAAAUAGCUUAUUUUAGUGCUUAAUAACAUUGUAGCAAUAUUCAUUAAAAUUCUGUGCCUCAUUCCUUUUUGGUAUGUCAUAAAAGUGUAGUUAAAUAUUAGAUCACGCCAGAACUAUGAAGUAAAUGUUUCCCAUGUUUUUUUGAUCACAAUGAGCCACUGUUAUGUAAUAAUUCAUUACUUUUAGGAUAAAGACAUCCAAUUUGUUGACACAUGGCUUCUAGAAUCUUUUGUUGUAACUUUUGUAUAGUUUUCACAAGCAUUACAUCUCUAAUAAACAAAUGUAUACAUGAAUUACUCUUAUUAAAUGUCCAAUUCUAAUCCAGUUUCAUGUACUACCC
Gryllus bimaculatus (two-spotted cricket) is the source of this 2331-nucleotide messenger RNA. Lineage: Eukaryota; Metazoa; Arthropoda; Insecta; Orthoptera; Gryllidae. The record is from the annotation of a GenBank genome assembly.